AUGCCAUCCACCUUGGCCGAUCCCUCGAUGGAAACAGCUUCUGCUACAACGGACGCAGGCUCAGACGACGCGCACGCCGUCUUCCUCUAUCCUACCGGCGAACCAACAGUUAACAAUAUCGACACUGUUCAAGUGAGCUACGACACGAUAUGGCAGCAUGCAAACCUUACUCUAUACUGCGAGGUGGAUAAUGAAGAUACAUGGGCGAUGGCGACAAUUAACAUGAUCAGUUCAGAUGGCACUUAUGCCAUUGCGCCUAUUCAAGCGGAAAUGGAUAUUCCCAAUUUCCCAGCAUCUUGCCAUUUUAUGAUCGAGGAUGCGAACAAUCAUGCCGAUGCAGUCACUGGGGCUGGAUUCACCAUGGUAAGCACAAAAGGUGUUGCAUCGACAUAUGCACUCCAGGCAACCGUUGCAGCGCCUUCAGCAACACAUACUGGAAGUGGCGCAAGACCUACGGUAGACGCAAGCUCGACCACGGGCACCGCAUCCCCGACCGGAGGAGAAGGGACAUCGAACCUCACUGGAUCAAGCGCAGCGCAAACAGGAGUGGCACCGGCUUCAUCGGGAGGCCUGAGUCCAGGUGCGAAAGGUGGUCUUGCGAUUGGAAUCAUCGCUGCUGUGUUAGCGGUGUUAGCCGGCGUCUUUCUCUUCUUUAGGAGAUCGAGGAAACAAAUGCAGAGGCUUGACAGCACUGCUCGAACCAGUCCCACGGAAAAAGCAGCGGCGGCGAGCGGCGCUCCGCAAAUCAACACACAACCCACCGAGAGGAAAUCGAAGCAAGAACCAAUAGCGUCUCCAAUUUUUCAAUCAGAGCCAAACAACAGGAAUUCCGAGGAUUGGAGGCGGUUCUUCGGCAGCGCCAUGUCGAGGCGAGGGCCUACCGCUCUAUGA
Molecule: messenger RNA, 891 nt
Organism: Exophiala aquamarina CBS 119918
Lineage: Eukaryota; Fungi; Ascomycota; Eurotiomycetes; Chaetothyriales; Herpotrichiellaceae
Exons: 2
Coding region: 1-891 (296 amino acids)
Source: RefSeq, a predicted model, not a curated record